CUUAGACACUUGCCCUGCCCCCUCCUCUGCCCCAAUUUUUAUCUGCUCUGUAUCUCAUAAUAUAAUACAGAGCAAAUAUAUAUAUUUAUAUAUAAUAUAAUAUAUAAUAUAACCUCCAAAAGGAAGAAGAAGAAGAAGAAGAAGGAAAAAGCUGAGAAAGAUGAAGCAUCAUAGAAUCUGAAACAAAAAAAGAAAAGCUUUCAUUUUUAUUCUUUGUUUGUUUUUAUUUUUCUUCAAUGGGUUUUGAAUGAGAAACCCAUUGAAAAUCUCAGAGUCAAUUUUUUUGUUUGUUGUUAUUUGUUAAUGGCAGCUUCGACUUUGGGGUCUGACCCAAGUCCAGAGGUGUUUUCAUGGCUAAAAACCCUACCUUUAGCACCAGAGUACCAUCCUACUUUGGCAGAGUUUCAAGAUCCGAUUUCAUAUAUAUUUAAGAUCGAGAAAGAGGCUUCCAAGUAUGGAAUCUGCAAAAUCAUUCCUCCAGUGUCUCCAUCGCCUAAGAAGACUGUAAUUGCGAAUCUAAACAAGUCGCUUGCUGCUCGUGCUGGGUAUUCUGAAGGUUCGAAUCCCAAAACACCUCCCACAUUCACUACUCGGCAGCAGCAGAUCGGGUUCUGCCCUCGGAAGCCUCGUCCAGUUCAGAGGCCGGUUUGGCAGAGUGGUGAGCAGUACACGUUUCAGGAAUUCGAGACUAAGGCGAAGGGUUUUGAGAAAGGGUUUUUGAAGAAAUGUGGGAAGAAAGGAGGAGGGCUUUCGCCACUGGAAAUCGAAACCCUUUACUGGAAAGCGACUGUGGAUAAACCCUUUUCAGUCGAGUACGCGAACGACAUGCCUGGCUCUGCUUUCGUUCCCGUUAAUGCUAAGAAGAGUAGGGAAGCAGGGGAGAGUGUGACUCUUGGUGAGACUGCUUGGAACAUGAGGGCGGUGUCUAGGUCAAAGGGGUCUUUGUUGCGGUUCAUGAAGGAGGAGAUUCCUGGGGUUACUUCCCCCAUGGUGUAUGUAGCUAUGCUAUUCAGUUGGUUUGCUUGGCAUGUUGAGGACCAUGACUUGCAUAGUCUCAAUUAUUUGCACAUGGGGGCUUCAAAGACGUGGUAUGGCGUACCAAAGGAAGCUGCUGUUGCGUUUGAGGAGGUGAUCAGAGUUCAUGGCUAUGGAGCAGAGAUCAAUCCCCUUGUCACCUUUUCCAUUCUUGGUGAGAAGACCACAGUGAUGUCACCUGAAGUAUUCAUUAAAGAAGGAGUUCCAUGCUGCAGGCUAGUGCAAAAUGCUGGUGAAUUUGUUGUCACUUUUCCAAGGGCAUAUCAUACUGGUUUCAGUCAUGGAUUUAAUUGUGCAGAAGCAGCUAAUAUUGCGACACCUGAAUGGUUAAGAGUUGCUAAUGAUGCUGCUAUUCGACGAGCUUCAAUUAACUAUCCUCCAAUGGUGUCUCACUUCCAGUUACUUUAUGAUCUUGCUCUUGCAUUAUGCUCAAGAAUACCCUUGAGCAUCGGCAGUGAACCACGAAGUUCUAGAUUAAAAGACAAGAGAAAGGGUGAAGGAGAAACGGUUGUGAAAGAGCUAUUUGUGCAGGAUGUUUUAAAGAAUAAUGACUUACUUCAUGUUCUUGGGAAAGGGUCUCCCAUUGUACUUCUUCCUAGGACUUCUUCAGACAUUCCACUAUGUUCCAAAUUGCGUGUUGGUUCUCAUUUAAGGUCAAAUACCAGUCUUUCUAUAGAAGAAAUGAAAUCUUCAAGAAGUUUCAUUUCUGAUGAUCUGAUGGUAGACAGAAAGCAGGAGGUUGAUCAGGUGAAAGAAUUCUAUCCAGUGAAAGGUAAGCUUGCCUCUUUGUGUGAGGGAAGCUGGGUUCCCUCUCGUGGAAAUAAAAGAACAUCUGGUUCAAAUUUUAAGACUCCAGUUAAGAGCGUCGAAGUGAAGAAUAAUGUUGACAGUGAUAGGUUAUCAGAGCAGAGAUUAUUUUCUUGUGUUACUUGUGGAAUCUUGAGCUUUGCUUGUGUUGCCAUUGUUCAGCCAAAAGACCCAGCAGCCAGAUAUCUAAUGGCAGCUGAUUGUAGCUUUUUUAAUGAUUGGGUUGUUAAUGCUGGAGUAGCUAGUAAUGUGUUCCCCAUUUCCAAUGUGGAUCAGACAGAAUCUAAGCAGAAUAACUACACAGCAUGGGCAGACAAUUGUGCUCCUGAUUCAUAUGAUGGUCCUGUUCCAUCCAUUUCUAACCAAGUUCAGAUGGAAGACCAAAAUAAUGAGGUACUUUCAAACAGUGAAGCACAUGAAGCUACUUCGGCACUUGGCUUAUUAGCUUUACAUUAUGGAAACUCAUCAGACUCUGAGGAAGAUCAGGUUCGAGAAGAUGAUUCAAUCUAUGAAAAUGAAACCAACAUGGCAAAUUGUUCUCCAGAAAGCAAAUAUCGUUGUGAGAGUUCUGGUCUCUCUUUCCAAAAUAGUCUGAGUGAUGCAGCUGGCGAUGAUGGUCGCUCACCACAAGAACUUGAUUUAGGGGAAGAACGUGCAUCUCAAAAUGCUGAUUUUCAUAAGGAAAAUGGACACAACAGAGAUGAUGUCAAAUAUGGGCAAAAUGUUGAUUGUUCUGUUGAUGCAUCUAAUAAUGUUGCUUCCACUGAAACAAAUUGCUUGGUUGGUAAAAUAAGAGAUCCUAUGAUAGUUUCACAAACAUGUUCCGCAGAUACAUAUGAUGCAGAAGCUACAAGGUUCUGCAAGGGUAUUGUACCAAUGAAGAAUGAAGGCGUGCCAUUGGCUCCGUUAUCUGAUGAAGACUCUUCUAGAAUGCAUGUGUUUUGUCUAGAGCAUGCUGUAGAGGUAGAACAACAGCUUCGUCAAAUAGGAGGUGUCCAUAUACUACUCCUUUGUCAUCCAGAUUAUCCAAAGAUAGAGACUGAAGCAAAGUCAAUUGCAGAGGAACUGGGAAUUAAUUGUGCCUUGAAUGAUACUACAUUCAGGGAUGCCACCAAAGAUGAUCAGGAGAAGAUCCAGUCAGCUCUGGAUAGCGAGGAUGCCAUGCCUAAGAAUGGGGACUGGGCUGUAAAACUUGGAAUUAAUCUCUUUUAUAGUGCCAACCUCAGCCGCUCUCCACUUUAUAGUAAGCAGAUGCCUUAUAAUUCUGUUAUAUACAAUGCAUUUGGUCGCACUUCUCCAACAAGUUCAUCCGUGAGAUCUGAUGGAUUUGGGAGGAGAUCUGUCAAGAAAAAGGUUGUGGCGGGGAAAUGGUGUGGUAAAGUCUGGAUGUCAAACCAGGUACAUCCCUUACUAGUAAAAAGAAAUCCUGAGGACGAAGAAGAGAGAGGCAUCCUUGCUUGGGCUACACCAGAUGAGAAUCUUGAUAGAAAUCAUGACACUCCACACAGAAAUAGUAACACCAUGGUUGCUAAAAAGUAUGUGAGGAAGAGGAAAAUGAAAGUAGGAAAUGAGUCAAUCAAGAAAGCCAAAUGCAUUAAGGGAAAGGAUAUAGUUUCUGAAAAUUCAAUGGAUGAUGAUUCUCAUGAGCCCCAUAGGAGGCCUUUUGGAAACAAUCAAGCCACGCGGAUUGGAGGUGGGUCAACGAAGAAAGGAAAACAACAUAUUCAGAGGGAAGAUGCAGUUUCUGAUGAUUCAAUGUAUGUUUCUCUCAAGCAGUGUAAGAGGACUCUUAGAACCAAGGUAGCCACUUCUGUUGAGACAGAUGACAUAGUUUCAGAUGAUUCUUUAGGAGUUAUUUCUAAUUACCGGAACCGAAAGAACCCUAGAAGUGAGAAGGCCAAACAUGUAAGAGAUGCAGGAAUACAAGAUGUGGUUUCAGAUGACUCACUUGAUUUUGAGUCUAAUCAGCGGGGUGGGAGGAUUUCUAAAAGCAAGCAAGCUAAAUUCAUGGAGGAAGAAGAUUCAGCUUCAGAUGAUCUUCCUAGUACUAAUUUGUAUAAGCAACAGACCAGAAUUUAUAAAAGCAAGUAUGCUAAGUCCAUUGAGAGAGAAGAUGACGUUUCUGAUGAGCCAGUGGAGGAUUAUGCUUGCGAUGAAGACAAGAGAGUUCUUCGAAGCAAGCCAACAAAAUCUGCUAUGCAGCCGAAAAUGAAACAAGGGACUGGGCGCAAUGUGAGACAACCAUCGUCUCAGUCUGUGAAACAAGGUACUCGCCAGAUAAUGAAAAAAGAAACUCAAAAAACAAAGCUACACACUCCACGGCUUCGAAAUAGUCAGUGUGACCAGGACACUUCACAUAUAUGUGAUGACGAAGAGGAAGAAGGUGGGCCUAGUACACGCCUUAGGAAAAGAACCCCUAAGCCACAAAAAACUACAGGAACCAAAAAGAAAGAGCAGCAGCAGCAACAAACAAGCAACAAAAAGGCAAAGAAUGUUUCAGCUGGGAAAGCUCAGGCUGGACGCAGUGAUACAAAAUUAAAAGAUGAAGAAGCAGAAUACGUGUGUGAUGUUGAGGGAUGCACGAUGAGUUUCGGGGUGAAGCACGAGCUUGUCCUUCAUAAAAGAAACAUUUGUCCGGUGAAGGGGUGUGGGAAAAAGUUCUUCUCUCAUAAAUAUCUGGUGCAGCAUCGUCGAGUUCAUAUGGAUGAUCGCCCUCUAAGGUGUCCCUGGAAGGGCUGCAAGAUGACAUUCAAGUGGGCAUGGGCUCGCACUGAACACAUAAGGGUUCACACAGGUGCUCGCCCUUAUGUAUGUGCAGAGCCAGGGUGCGGGCAGACAUUUAGAUUUGUGUCUGAUUUUAGUCGCCACAAGCGAAAAACCGGCCAUUCAACAAAGAAAGGAAGAUGAUUAAUCUGACAACAGAAGACCAAGUGUAAUGUAACUUUGGUAAUGAAUUUGUUGUUCAGUUGACAAGGGGGGAGGGGUUAGGAAUAGGCUUAAAAAGAGGUUUAGUUUUUUUUUUUACCUUGUAUUUGCUGCUAUUAUGCUAUUUUAGAGUUACAGUAAAUUCUGAUUUGCCCAGGGCAGGGUCUUCAUUGGACCCAUUCAUUUACUGCAAGAAGAGCAAUUGCUUGGAUCUUGAAUGAAGAAAGACAUUCUUCCUCUCUC
Molecule: messenger RNA, 5010 nt
Organism: Cannabis sativa
Lineage: Eukaryota; Viridiplantae; Streptophyta; Magnoliopsida; Rosales; Cannabaceae
Product: lysine-specific demethylase REF6
Exons: 7
Coding region: 304-4749 (1481 amino acids)
Biological process (GO): chromatin remodeling
Cellular component (GO): nucleus
Molecular function (GO): histone H3K4me/H3K4me2/H3K4me3 demethylase activity
Source: RefSeq, a predicted model, not a curated record